UUUUGUGCAAUUUGUUUAUUUAUUUAUUUUAUUUAUAAACGGCAGGAACUCAAGCUCAGUUGUGAGUUCAUUUCCAAUAUUGCUGAUGGAAGCGUGGCAGAAAUGGGAUGUGAGGGGAUUGGUUCUUUUUAGUCUUACCUUACAAAUUGUCCUCUCUGUCUUAGGUGGGCGUAGGAAAUACAAAAUUAAUCCUUUCUUCAAAAUCGUUCUAUGGUUUGCCUACUUAGGUGCUGACUGGAUUGUCCUUGCUACUUUGGGCAAGCUUUCCGGUUCAUAUACAGAAUCUCCCACCACCAAUGUCUUAAGAGCAUACUGGGCUCCUUUACUCUUGCUACAUCUUGGUGGCCCUGACGCUAUCACAGCUUAUUCUUUUGAAGACAACAAGCUUUGGAUUAGGCACCUCUUCAUCCUUGUUGUCAAAGCCAUUUUCGUCGUUUAUGUCAUUUGUUUGUCGUGGACCUUUUCUUGGAUCUCGUUUUUAAGUUUCCCUCUGGUCUUAGCUGGGAUUAUUAAAUAUGUAGAGAAGAUAUUGUGUCUCAAGCAAAAUAAUUCACAGAAAACAAAACCAGUCAUUUCUAAUAUCUUUAAUCCUCAAGGUCCUCAAACCAAUAACUCUUCAGCCCUUAAUGACCAUCUAAAUGCAAACCCAGAUGUGUUGCUUGCUUAUGUAUUGUUUAUAAUUACGAGACCAGAUGUUAAUGAUUACUUCUCAUCCCAUAAUGUUUCUGAAGUCAGAAAAAAGAUGAAAGCUUAUAUCAAAGAAACUACAGGUGUGGACGGCAUUCGUGUGUCCGAAGUCUUUAAUGACUUCGAUAGAACAAGUCAUGAGAGGUUUGGUGAUAUGUUCCAAUGUCUUGUUGCUGAAAUUGGAUUUAUAUUUGACGUUGUUUACACCAAAGCUGCUUUGAUUUACACCAAGUUAGGAUGCUUAUUGCGCUUCACCAGUUUCGCUAGCUCCUUGUCAGUUCUACUACUCUUCUUUAUCAGCAUAAUUAAUGAGCCAAAAUUCCAUUUCUCAAAAAUUGAUAUUGGCAUAACUGGCAUCUUAUUGAGUGGAGCUAUUGCACUGGACCUUUAUGCAGCAUGUGUAAUGCUUUCUUCUGAUUGGGCAAUUCUUGUUGAGCAAUUUCAUGAUAUUGUGUUCGUACGCAAAAUAUUUAACGUCGCCUUAAAGUGCUUCCCUUGCUUAUUGCAUCGAAGCAAAAGGCGGUCAAUUCAGAUGGGUCAAUUUGAUCUAUCGGAAUACUGUUGGCGUUACAAUAAAAGGAAGGUGAACCAAUCAUGGGGCAUUCUACUGAAGAUCACUAAUGCCCAUGAAAUUGUUGAAAUGUGGUGCAAAUACUGGUUCACUAAAUUUGUGGAAGUUCCAAAUUGUUUGAAAGACGGUUCCAAUGAAAUUUUGGACGACCUCUAUAGCUCAUUCUUUAGGGAGGAAGGAUUCAAGAUAUCAAGAGGAGAAAAGGCAAUACAACAUGAGCAACAAUCUAAUGAACUAAAAUGGAGCAUUGAAUUGGACUUUGAUCACAGCAUCAUAGUAUGGCAUCUUGCCACAAGUGUUUGCUGCUCGCAAGAGGAUGAUGGUGAUGAAAUGAAGAAAACCAGUAAAUACUUAUCAGAUUACAUGAUGUAUCUACUAGUUAUGUGUCCUGCCCUGAUAUUGCCCGAGCACAGCAAGAGUUUUUGGCUUGAUCAUGCUUAUGACGAGCUAAAAGGACUUGAGUUACCUGCAACUAAUUUACGAAAUGCUGCUUCCACAUUACUUUCUCAUCAAGAUAAUGUUCCCAAAGAGGAGAUUGAAUCCAGGUUUGAUGUUUUUAAUUUCUUUCUUUAAUAGAAUUAUAAAAUUAGAAUUAAAUUAAAAAUAUUUCUUUCUAAAAUCUUUUUUUUUUUUUUCAAAUUGCAUUGAGCACAAUGAGAAGAUUGAAUCUAGGUUUGAUUUUUUGAAUUAUUUUCAUAAAAUUAGAAUUAAAGUAGUUUUAUUUUUUUCUAAAUUUUUUUUUUACUUGCAGUGAGCCCAGAGAGGAGCUGGAAUCUGGGUUUGAUUUUUUAAUUUCUUAUUUUUCUAAAAUUAUAAAAUCAGGUAGUUUUAUUUUUCUCUAAAAUUCAUCUUUUUUUUUCAAGUUGCAGUGAGAGAACAUUUGAAAAUAUACAGGAAGAAAUGCUCCAACUAGUCACAGUUUUGGAGCGAUCAAGAAAUAAAUGGGAGUUGAUUAGGGAUGUCUGGAUGGAAAUGCUUUUUUAUGCAGCGGUUUCAAGUCAGCACAUUAAUCACCUUAAGCAGCUAGGAGAAGGUAUCGAAUUCAUCUCAAUCAUUUGGCUUUGCCCAAGUUUUUCUGUGAUGGCUAAUUUCUAGACAAACAACUAAUGUGAUCAACAUUUGGGGGUUUGGUGGCCUUUCAUCUCAGGUUUCGAACAAUGAAGUGCUACUAUUGUCACACCUUUAUACACAAUGGGAUUUCCUAUUAUAGGCAGAAUUUUGUUUGUGUUAACCCUUUUUUUCUUUAUUGACAAGAUAGAAAUCUAAUACUUCAAGUUAAUUCAACUUUACUUAUUAUUCACUUAAACAUGUGACUUAAUUUUGUUAGUUAGAUAUUCUCAUUCUUUAUCCAACACAUGGAAAAAAGCAUGCAAUUUGGGAUUAUUCUUUUCAUCCAAGCUCCUAAAUUCAUUGGCCAUGAUGUAUAACAUUUAUUCUGUUGGGUAACAUUUGCAUGGGGUGCUUAAGCAGUUUGUAAGUACUAUUACUAAGACAAGGGAAGGAAUUAGAAAGCUCACCAAAGCGUUUGUAAUAUAUAUAGCUAUCGUAUAUGUGCUUACGUAAUUAGUAGAUUAGAGAAUCUUUCUACUGAUUUAAUGUGAUUCUAUUUACUAUUCACUUAAAGUUAAAAUGAGACUUAAUUUUGUUAAUUAGAUAUUCUUAUUUUUUAUUUAACAUAUAGAGAAAAGCACCUAAUUAGGGAUCUUCUUUUCAUCCAAGCUCAAUUUCUUUGCCAUGCAUGAUCUGUAAUUUUUAUUCUAUGGUUUAACACAUGCAUGGGGCUUGCUUUAGCAGCUUGUAAGUAUUAUUACUGUAACAAGGGGAAUGAACCACAUAUAUAUAUAUAUAUAAGAGCACUUUUCAAAUUAGUAUUAGAAAUAAUAGAAUUCAAAUUCAAAUAAAAAACUAACUAAUCUUAAAUAAAACAUGUUAAGAUUUUAUGUGUGGCAUUUAUUUAUAUAAUUACAUAAAGCUAUUUAAAUUUCAGAACUCAAACAUGUUAUGCACAGUAGGUGGAAAGUUCUAAGGUGCUCUCUUAAAAAUACUCUCAAACAUGUUAUGCACAGUAGGUGGAAAGUUCUAAGGAAAUCAAUUUGGAUGCAUUUUUCACCUUUCUUUUUUCUAAUUUGUACUUUUAAUUUUUGCAAUGCAUUUGUCUGUUGAAGCAAAGAAUAGGAAUAAGUGACAGUGAUUUUAACUUUUUAGUGUUAAAGUUUGGAAUAACUUAACGUACUAAUCUUUUAAGUCUUGUAUUUAUAUAUAUAUGUGUGUGUGUGCGCGUGUGUGAUGUUAUCGUCCUUGGAGCGCAUAAAACUAUAACCUCCUA
Molecule: messenger RNA, 3584 nt
Organism: Rubroshorea leprosula
Lineage: Eukaryota; Viridiplantae; Streptophyta; Magnoliopsida; Malvales; Dipterocarpaceae
Source: the annotation of a GenBank genome assembly